AUGAUGGCUGGCGAUAGCGACUUCCGCGUGGUGAUCGCGGGGGCCAGCAUCGCGGGGCUCAGCCUGGCGCUGGCGCUGGAGCGGGCCGGCGUCGACUUCGUGGUGCUCGAGGCGCACCCGUCCGUCGCGCCCCAGGUCGGUGCCAGCAUCGCCGUGCUGCCGAGCGGCGCGCGGGUGCUGGACCAGCUGGGCUGCUACGCCGACGUCGCCGCGCUGCUCGGCUGCUCCACCGACAACUUCAUAAUCCGCGACGCCGGCGGCGCGAAGUUGAUCCACAUUGAGAACUUGGAGGAGCACCUGGUGCAGCGACACACAUACGAUGUGCUCCCGUGGCUCCUGAGGCUGACUGGGUGGAUUUGUUUGGGGACGGCCCUUAGCCAUGGGUACCCCAUGAUCUUCCUCGAGAGGAGGAUGGUCAUCGAUGUGCUGCACAAGCACAUCCGCCAGAAGGACAAGGUCCUGACGUCCCGGCGGGUCGUCGGCUUCGAGAUGGACGAGCACAGCGUGUCUGUCGAGUGCCAGGACGGCUCUGUCCACCGGGGGAGUAUCCUCAUCGGGGCGGACGGCAUCCGCAGCACUGUAGGCCGGCAGAUGUUGCAGCUGAGCGGAAGUUCCAAGAAAGAAUUCCCCGUCCAGUACAGAUGCCUCUUCGGCAUCUCGGACAGAGUGCCCGGCAUUGCUGAGGACGCCAUGCACCAUGUCACCAACUACUCGUCGUCGCUCUUCGCCUCCUCGGGGCCCAACGACCGCACGUACUGGUGCCUGUUCCACAACCUUGGCGAUACGUAUUAUGGCGACGCACUACCUCCCUACGGCGAAAAGGAAGAGGCCGAGACUGCGAGGGUCCAUGGCUCUGAUGCUGUCACGGAUACGGUGAAGUUCUCGGACCUGUACGAGCGGCGGAUCGCGAGCGUGAGCACACCGCUGCAUGAGGGCGUGCUGGAUGAGUGGUACGAAAGGCGGUGCCUGGUCGUCGGUGACGCAGUGCACAAGGUUAUAGAUCCUCACCCGACCGCUUCAGCGACUAGCAAGUAUCCCAAGACUGACUGGUACCAGUUCAACCCCAUAGUCGGGCUCGGGGGCAUGAGCGCACUGGAGACGACCGCCGUGCUCACAAACAACCUCAUCGCCCUCUUGAAGUCAUCUCCCAAUCCAUCCCGAGCUGAGAUCGAGUCCGCCUUCGCCAAAACCCAGGAGUCCCGCCGGCCUCGCGCGAAAGCGCUGGUCGACGCCUCGACGCAGACUCAGCGCCGCUUCGCCAUGGAGUCACCGUGGCUGCGCUUCAUGAACAUGUACUUCCAUCCAGCCCAGGGAUCGCGGUCCGCGCUGCGGCUGCUGUCCGAGGCAUACCCUGGCGCGCCCGGCCUCGACGUCGCCGCCGCAAGGAAGGAGGGAGUACCGCCGCCGGCGAAGGGUGCGGCGAUGCCGGCGUGGCUCGCUGCCCGACCGGCCCUCCGUGCGCUGCCGUACGAGGACGAGCUACUCCGGGCGCCCGGGCCAAGGACGGCGUUCGUGAGCCUGGUCACCACCGCGGCGCUCGUUGGCCUGGGCCUGUUGGGGGUGCAGCUGCUGCUGUACACGUCCCUUGCGAACGGGACCUUCAGGCUCGUGGACGAAGCGGUCUGGCAGAGGAGCGUCGAGGUGCCGGGGAAGGGCAUGGUCGACCUGAAGGACCCGUUCGGGACCGCAGGCAUAUUCUCCGGGCUCGGCGAGCUGCUGACGACGCUGGUCGCCGUGUUCCUGCCGCUUGUCGCGGAAGACGUGACGAACGUGACGAGCCUCGAGAGGAAGCUGCACGCCGGCUACUUCCUCGUGUCUGUAUUUCUGCCCAUCAUCGCCGUGAUACUGGUCGAGGGUAGCAGGAAGAGGAAUGUCUGGUCGCUGAUCUGGAGCCCCAGCAUCUGGCUCACCCUGGCGCAACUCUUCGGCCUCGGCCUCAUCAUGCCCUUCUACGUCCUCGCAUUCUUCUUCAGCUCCUCGCAGACGGCCUACUGGAUGCCCGCUGAGCGCUUCGUCCCCGAGCGCUUUAGCAGGGCGGCCCUUCCCGCCCUGGCCCUGGGAUUCCUCGCCCCGUCGGCGUUGAUGGCCGCGCCGAUGGUGUCUGCUGGAGUCCAAGAGUACACCCAGCAGAUCAUCGCAUUCUGGCAGGUCACGCCUGUAUUGACGUCGUGGCUGGCCGAGGGGAUCGCGAAGUCUCUGGGAGGGUCGGCGAGUGGUGGCAAGCGGAGGCCCUUGGAGGAUUAUGCUGGGCUGGACGUCGCGAACCUGAACAGGCUUUACGGUGCUGUCUUCUUCGUGGCCGCCAGUACGCAUGCUGUGGUCAUGCUCGCUGUCGUUUGGGUCGUCAGGCUGUCCGUCGCUGGCAUCUUUCUGCCUGGCCAGACCGUGGGACCAGUGGGUAGCAUCGUGGAGGGCGUGAGCAUUUUCAUCAAGUACGACCUCCUCUUGACUGUUGCGGCGACGAUCGUACUGUGUGUGGUCAAUCUUAUGGAGAUGAAGCGGGUGGGACUUAUCGAGGGCUCGACGUUGAAACGGAUAGGCUGGCUCGUCGCCGGUUGUGCUGCCGUUGGACCUGGGGCAACGCUGGUCGGUCUUUGGAAGUGGAGGGAGAGAAAGACGGCGAGGCCUGAGCUGAAGGCUAGAUGA
Messenger RNA from Diaporthe citri, 2646 nucleotides. RefSeq lists its product as uncharacterized. Gene Ontology annotation, molecular function: FAD binding. The transcript has 4 exons. The coding region runs from base 1 to 2646 and encodes 881 amino acids. Lineage: Eukaryota; Fungi; Ascomycota; Sordariomycetes; Diaporthales; Diaporthaceae. The record is from RefSeq and is a predicted model, not a curated record.